Gadus macrocephalus (Pacific cod) is the source of this 7076-nucleotide messenger RNA. RefSeq names its product RUN and SH3 domain containing 2 (gene rusc2). Lineage: Eukaryota; Metazoa; Chordata; Actinopteri; Gadiformes; Gadidae. Gene Ontology annotation, cellular component: cytoplasmic vesicle. The coding region runs from base 674 to 5332 and encodes 1552 amino acids. The record is from RefSeq and is a predicted model, not a curated record. The transcript is spliced from 13 exons. Gene Ontology annotation, molecular function: protein binding.
UGUUUCCCCCACGUUUUAGGUCAUCAUGCGCUGUUGACAAUCACAAGGGGUGGUUAUCCGAAGACCUCAGUUCGUCUAUUUAUCUAUUGGGAUUCACACUCAUUCUGAGUUGGCCUGUCUGUUGAAUUGCCCAUCAGAACGUGCAGUCGUCUGAUUAUUCAGUCUUUAGGAAUAGGGUCGUUGCUGUUGUGCAAUAUUAACCUUAUUUAAUUAAAACUAACAGUCAGUAAGAAGAGUGAAGAGACUCGACUAACGGGCCGAGCAGCGACGUCAGGCUGCCCCAGUGACGCAGGGCCCUCCCUGGGUGUUGUUUGUCCUGCAGACGGCUCCAUAACAGAUGUCCAUGCAGACGCACUGCCGGUGCACAUAGCGGCCUGGGGCGGGACUAUCACAAACGACUCUGGUCUUUGUUGUUGAUAUUUUGGCAUCAGAUCAGAUCGAAUCGGCAUUUAUUUCGGAAUAUAAACGACAACAGACGCUGAGAGAUGCCCCGCUCUGACCGUGACGUUGUCUUCCACCACCUCGCCUUCCAAAUCCAGAGAUGCCCUUCCUCUCUAGCCCAUUGGAGCAAAGCGUAGAAGACCCUCCCCCCAUCCAGCCACCAGCGUAACCCCUCCCUUUCGUUCACACCAGGGGGUCUGUAGAGUCCAGCUUGUUGGCUAAAGUCUCAAUCAUGGACCGGUCCCCCAAGCUGUCUGGUGAGACCCUCAUCGUGCACCACAUCCCCCUGGUGCACUGCCAGGUCUCCGGGAGCCGGCAGGCAGGGUCUGGGGGAUCGCUAAAGAGGAGCAACCCUUUCAGUUCCUCAGAGAAUCUAGGCCUCAGCCGGACCACCUCCCUCCCCGAGACAGACAUCCUCCAGAAGGACGGGCUGCUGUACGGCAGCGUCGUUCACACCUCCUCCGGGGGGCGGGCGAGGGAGGCUCGAGACGAACGGAGGGGAGACUCCUCGACCAACUCCCAGGACCACCUCGUGAUCGCUCACACUCUCCCCAGAGCCAAGGCCUGCAACAGAAACCCUCUUCGCCACAACCCUUUCCUGCUCAACACAGAUCACUGUGAGGAGGACGAGGAGGAGGAUGAGGAUGGAGACAACCUAUACGGCUACCUGGAGGACUCCUCUUUCCACCUCCACGGCCGACCCAGCUCCACUCUCGAGGAAGAGGUCCUUCCUUUCCGCCUGCAUGACUUGGACCUGGGCUCGGAGCCUUUUGCUUUGCGCGGCGCCCUGGGAAAGAAGUGGGGGUCUAUCGGGGAGGAGAGCCAGGAGUCUCUCAGGGGCAUGGCCUCUGAGCUAUCCAAUCACUUGGACGACCUCCGGCUGUUGGGAUUGGCCGGCCAACGGCGUCACGGCAGCAGCGGCUCCAACAUGUCCAUGGACUGUGUGGAGCAGGACUGGGCCGAGGAGGAGGAGGACGAUGAGGACCAACACAUGGGGUGUGGGCGGAGCAGCAAGACGGUGUCCUCCUGCAACUCCCACGACUACCAGGAGCACUUCCUGCAUUCCUUCCCCGAGCCCUUCUCUGAGGGGGGCCAGCAGGGCUACGGCAGCGACUCGUCCUGCAACAGCUCUGACGGGGUGCUGGUCAACUUCAGCGCCAUUUACAACAAGAUGAGCAAACCCACCAACCUCAACCACUCCCGAGACCCCUCCCUCUCCCCGGGGAGUCAGAGGAACCCGACCGUUGGGGCGUUCUACUUGGACCUCCACACCUCCCCUAACGAACCCCUCCCGUCGCACCAGCAGAACGCCUUCCUCGGCCAGCCUGCAGUGCAGGAGCCCCACCCCUCCACGUCCUCCACCCGCUCCUCCUCCACCCAGGAGGGGCAUGACCUCGACGCCAACUGCAACUCCUACCACCCUCUGCAUUCAGGGUCGUCCGGCGACCUCACUACCUGUCUGCAGAGCCAGGCGCGGCUGGUGGUGGCCACCCAGAACUACUACAAGCUGGUAACCUGCGACCUGUCUUCCCAGUCGUCGCCGAGUCCGGUGGGCUCCUCGGCCACCAGCUGCUCCGAGGAGCCCAGCAAGGGGAGUCCGACGCCCAAUCACCCCAGAGAAUACUACCUGUUCAGACCAGGAGAGGACACCACUACAGCCUCCUUAGGGCCAAAUGAAAACGAAGAGAAGAAUAAGGACGAUCCAACCCGGCCACCAGAGGACCGUGUCGCCGCGGCGAUUCAAGGCCAGCUGUGCGUCAACAGCGUCAACGGGAACGCUUCCUGCGCAGGAGGCCCCCGCCCGCGCUCCCGCAGCUACGACCGUAACCUGGGCCAGGCCCCGCCCGCCCGGCUGGGCUCUCUGGAGCGCAUGCUCAGCUGCCCGGUCCGCCUGAGCGACGCGGCGGCCCAGCUCCUCUCGCCGCCGCCCCGCGUCACCUCCUUCGCCGAGAUCGCCCGCAGCAAGAGGAGGAGUGGGGGGGGGGCGAGCUCCCCGACCCCGAAGGGGGGCGAGGCAUUGUUCUCCGGGUGCCCCUUCACCUCCCUGGACGCCUUCCCCCCCCCAGAGCCACACGCCCAGGGGGGGAACCCUGGCCCGUCGCCCCUGGCGGGCUGCUGCAGCAUGGGCAGCCUGGAGCCGUGCCUGCUCAGUGGCAUGGAGGCCCAUGCUCAAGGCAGUCUGUGCAUCUCUAAGGACGGCUCCAUGGAGAUGGUGCGCUACUCUAAGGACCAGCGCCCCACCUCCCUCCCCAUCCAGCCCUUCUCUUUCCAGCACCCGCUGGGGGCCAGACCCCCCCAGCCCAAGCCCCAGCGCCCCCUGCUUGCCGGCAUGGGGUCCGGGGUGGGGGCCUCUGGGGCGCAGACCCGGGGCCCCGCUGGGACCCUGGUUGGGGAGGGGAGUGAAAACUCCACUGAGAACGUGCUUGGCGACCAGGGCAGCCGGCAGGGGCCCGCUGGGGGCCCCCCACCUGGCUCUAUUAGACCCUCCCCUCUGGGAAGCUAUUCCCCCGUCCGCCACCAGGGGGCGGUCAGUUCUGGGACAUGCUCUACUUGCACGCCCAGCCCCCAGUCGGCAUGCAGUCGGUCCUGUUUGCUGUCUCCAGGCCUGGGACCCCUCCACAGCCUGCCCUCAGACCCCUUCAGACAAGCCCCUCCCCCUGAUCUACUGGGACAGAACGCUGAGUCCAUUCCCCCCACUCUGUCCCCGGUUCAAGGCCACUGUUACCAUGGAGCAGCUCCCAGCAUGCCCAGGGACGUGCUGGGCUCCCUGGUCGGCAUGGACUCCAGCAGACCACCAGAUGGAACCAAGAGCUCUGGAUGCCGACCUUACAAUGCGCAUCACCUGUCCCCCCAGGCCCUAAAGUGGCGGGAGUAUCGCCGUAGAAACCCGCUGGGGGUGGAAAGAUCCCCAGACUCCGCCUCCGGGGGGAAGGCGCCACGCAGAUUCAGACGCAACGUCUUUGAUUUCCCAUCAGCCCCCUCUGACCACGCCUCUUCCAGCCACGCCCCCCGACAUCAUGUAGGAGGUCAUUCCUACAGUGAGCUGCUCCUGGACUACUUCUCCCUGACAGAGAAGCCCCCAGAGGAGUUCUGCCUCUCCCCGGAACCCCCCUCCUCCAAGCCCUCCGUCGACCUGCCGCACAAAAAAGGUCUGGUCAAGGCAGUGAACACAGCGGUGGAUCUGAUAGUGGCCCAUUUUGGAACCAGCAGAGACCCGGACGUAAAGGCAAAGUUGGGGAACAGCUGGGUGAGUCCUAACGUGGGCCACCUGAUCCUCAAGUACCUGUGUCCAGCACUGCGGGAGGUGCUUCAGGACGGGCUGAAGGCCCACCUGUUGGACCUGAUCGUUGGCCAGCGGCGGUGCCAGCCCUGGAGCCUGGUGGAGGCCUCAACACAGCUGGGCCCUUCCACACGGCUGCUCUACGCUCUGUUUUCCAAGGUCAGCCAGUUCUCUGAACUCACCAGCCAUCACAUGAGGCUGAAUGCCUUCAUCUUCGGCUUGCUCAACUUGAGAUCUUUGGAAUUCUGGUUCAAUCAUGUCUAUACACACGAAGAUAUAGUAGCUGCUCACUACGACCAGCGGGGUUUCCUACCCCUGUCUCAGGGGCCGUGUCGGGCGCUGUUUGAAGAGCUGCUGCUGCUGCUGCAGCCUCUCUCUCUCCUACCCUUCGACCUGGACGUACUGUUUGAGUCCCACCUCCUCCAGAAAGAUCAAGAGCACCUCCUCCGCAAGCUGCAGCUCUGCUCUGUCGACCAAUCAACACGCUCCACUUUCCAGCUCAUGAGAGGAUGGGGCGCUGCUGUGACCCAAUCACUGAAGGAGGGCGGAGAGGCCAAGAAGGAGAGGGCGGGGCUAAGAAGAGAAGGAACGGGGCCGAGGAUGGAGGGGACAGGUGGAAGUAGAGAUGGAGGGAACAACUUUGUGCCGUCAACAGCCAUUGUCAGCAGAAAGACCACAGUUGAAGGCAAUCUACUGUCAUCCCGAGUGAUAGCUGAUCUGUGGCCCGAGAGAGGGAUCAGUGGCCAGAGGAUGAAAGGUGUAGGGGAAGAGAGCCAUGCAGAGGAUGGACAAAGAAAGAGAGUCAAGGAGAGAGAUAGGGAUCUUGACCGCCAAGCGGGCUGGUGGUACCAACUGAUGCAGUCCUCCCAGGUCUACAUCGACCCAUCAGCUGAGGGGUCAAAGUUCAUCAAAAGUGAAAAGAGGAGGAGGUCAUCAGAGAGAAGGCAGCCCCCGCCAAGCAGAGAGGGUGUCGUUGAAGGGGCGGAGUCAAAGCAGGAAGCAGAAGAACACGUGGGCAGAAGAAGCCUGAAGGCCCCCAUUGCAGAAGCACGUUCCAGAACUUCAUGGAUGGGAAGCCCUCCAGAGUCUGUCCUCAGCCAGGAGAAGGAGACCGCUGGCCCUGAGGCUGCUGGGCCUGGGGCGGAGGCCCCAGGGGCGGAGGCCCAGGCCACAGCCGUCCCAGCAGAAAGCCCCCUCUGGGGCAGGUUGUUUGGAUCGACACUCGGCUCACCUUCUAGGAAGGAGGGAGCCCAACAGAGGGCCAGGAAGAGCAGGCCACCAUCCGGCUGGCUUGGCCUCGAUCGUUCGGUUCUCGACCUUAUGACCCAGACCCUUGGUUCAGGAACAGGAAAGAAAGAGUCUCCAAUCUUACCCAGUCAGAGCAAAGCCUUGAAUCCAACUUCUGCAAGCAGCCAGCCAUCUCCAUGUGAGGUGCGGGCGUUGUGUCACCACAUAGCCUCUGAACCAGGCCAUCUGAGCUUCCACAAAGGGGACAGACUGAAGGUGCUGAACAAGGCCAGCGCUGACUGGCUGCUGUGCUCCCUGGGCGGGAGCCAGGGUCUCGUGCCUAUCGUCUACAUCACCCUGGAGCACAAGGAGGACCGACUCUGAACCACAACCUCCUGAGCAGCCGGGAAACAACGGCAAACAACACUGGAGACAGAGGGCACCCUUCUCACAUAACUACUUGAGACAAAACUGCAUUUUCCAGUUAGAGUUAAUGAUUGUUAGAUGGUCGGUCUGAUUACUAAACAUCCACUCAAAAAACAAUAAAAACAUGAAGAUGUACAGAGACAUGCAGUGCAAGCAUGUAGACACAAGCAUACCCUUAACCUUUGCUCUAAGCUUCCAUUCAUAUACAGUAUAUCUUAUAUGCAUGCCUACACUGCCCUGUUAGGAAGUAAGCCCGAGCACCAUUGCAAACUAAAACGUGUACAAACUAAAACUGAAACUGUACAUAAUAUCCAUGUUUUGGGCUUUUGUGACAGAAAGUUGUCCUGCUAGCCACGGGUGAUAGUGAUCACAGUUAGUCCAAGCUGCACUCCUCUGUGCUCCCUGUAGCUCACCAUGUACAUAGCGGUCCACGCCCACCCUUGGGCUAUCUGCUGAUAGACAAGCUCUCCUUUCUGCAUAGACAGCUUUUAUGGUUAUUUUGUUAGGAAAAUGGUUCACAGAUUUAAAGACUUUAUAUAUAUGGAUGGCCAUAUGUUUUUGAUGUGGAUUAUUUGCGCACUGUGAGGAGUGUCGCAAGUCAAAAACAGCACAUCCUCCAAUCAGACUCCAUUUGGUUUUUGAAAAGGGAAAGAAAGAAGGAAUAGUAUCCUAUGACAUUUGUCUGCAAUUCAUCUUUAGAUUUUAGUUUGAUCGAUGAGGAUUAGUUCAAAGGUCCUCUAUUAAGGGGUCCUGGAUGUCUAUGCCUUAGAGUGCUUGACACAGAACAGCUGAAAGCUGUGGAAUUCACUUUGGCCUAUAUAUUCUGUUAAAGCUUUGACAGAGUAUAGGUUUAUUGAAAUGUUUUAUUUGCAUCAAAGGUAAAGGUAUAACGAACACAUAAAAUGUAUUGCAACAGAAUUGUGGCCUUUGUUGAAAAGUGAACUGACACCGCUCACAUACUUGGGUAAAUGUUAUUAAUUAUUAUAUUAUAUGUUUCAGUCCGAAUAACACCAUUUUAAACUGGAAAAUGUAUAUUCACGCCUUAAUGUAAACUUACGAGAAAUGUUGCAUAACCCUAGGUAUUUUUUGUUACAGUCCUAUUCAUUUGACAUUAUUUUGGCACAUUGCAUCAUAUCUUCUUGGUUGAAAUACUGAUACUGUAUUUCGUAUUUCUGACAGAAAUAAGGAGUUAUCGAACAUAUUUAUUCAAUGUGUGAUUAGCACAGGAAGCAAUUAUAAGCUGCAACACCAUCGCAUGUCAUGUGAUCAUCCUGUCAGAUGACUGUAUUGCCAGGUGAUGUCAGGACAUGGGGAUAAGUAGCAGGUCUGCUGGCGCCCAAUCAGCUCUCUGCCAGACUUCCAGGACAGGAAUGCGUGCAGGGUGCUUGGACACUGACAUUAGACCAGUGUGUUAUUCCCCAUUGGUGGUUGUUGGCUGUUGUCAGGUGAAGGUUUUUGUGACAAACACGUUGAAUGAGUUUUGGCAAACUUUGACCAACAUUCUCCAGUUGAGUGUUUGAGUCUUUGUUGAGAGAGAGAGAGAGAGAGAGAGAGAGAGAGAGAGAGAGAGAGAGAGAGAGAGAGACGGUAUCUUCCUCUUGUACAUAACACCAGUAAAACCGUGCUUCUCUUUGUCCCUGUUCUGUGUGAAGUUUACCUGGUGAAAAUUAUUAAAUUACUAUGUAUGUAAAUAACAAAGUAA